CACGAUACUUUUUAGAAAAAGUUGUUGAAUAUGUCAGCUAGUUUCUGAUAUUCACUUGUUCACUCGCAUCGUGUCGCUGAACGCAUGGAUUCGAAUCCUAUUAUUGGUGUGGGAAAGAAGCAGCUUGUGCCUGAAACGUGCCUAACAUUUCUCAAUGUUUCUUGAUGCCUCUUCCUACAGCAGUCGCAAAAACGUUAGAGUCGUUGGAUAUCAAACCCUCUGUAUACCCUAGACAUUUCUGCGAUGACGAUAUCAUCGCACGUUGGCUGCAUGAGGUCGUAGCAGCCUUUGAGAACGCGGGUAUUUCUCAUUGUUGGUGGCCCGAUGCUGCCAUACAUCUCCUGCCAGAAGGGCAACUCAGAAGAGUAAUGGAAGGCAUACGGAGCGCCAGGACUGAUGGUAAAAACUGGAAUUGGGAGAACUUUAAAGGAGAUAUGAAACGUGAAGCGAAGAAAAUCGCGCAUGCCUCCAUAUUUACGCGCUUCUGCGAUAACCAUCCCAUGCUGGCGUUGACAGCUGGAGUCAGCCUCGCGACAGCAGGGCAUGCGAUAGCAAACAUGGGGAGAUUCGGUAGCGCUAGCCCUAUUGCAGCUGCUCUACAGUCGUCGAUGUACGGGACAUAUGCGUAUCCAUGGCUUCCUGGAGCGAAAGGCCUUGCAAUGACAGCCGUACCAACUGCAGCACCUGCCUUCACAAGAGGCGUGCCAGGCGUUGGCGGUGGGGUUACAUUUGUGGCGAAAGCAGUUAGCCAGUAUGCGAGCAGAGCAAGGAGCAAACUGUAAAUGUAAGGGGAGUUUGAAACAGAGUGGAGGACUGCUUACCCUUCUGUGUUAUAACUGGUGGGUCUUCAUUGAUCAUGUGGAAGCUUAUAAUCAGAUAAGACUUGUAUAGUAAAUCGUUUCAUUUUUCUUGUGCAAAUGGGAAAUGAAACAACAACGAUACAGCAGUGUU
Serpula lacrymans var. lacrymans S7.9 is the source of this 951-nucleotide messenger RNA. RefSeq lists its product as uncharacterized. The record is from RefSeq and is a predicted model, not a curated record. Bases 165 to 782 code for a protein of 205 amino acids. The transcript is spliced from 6 exons. Lineage: Eukaryota; Fungi; Basidiomycota; Agaricomycetes; Boletales; Serpulaceae.